Molecule: messenger RNA, 1158 nt
Organism: Ipomoea nil (Japanese morning glory)
Lineage: Eukaryota; Viridiplantae; Streptophyta; Magnoliopsida; Solanales; Convolvulaceae
Product: protein FAR1-RELATED SEQUENCE 5-like
Exons: 2
Coding region: 1-1158 (385 amino acids)
Biological process (GO): regulation of DNA-templated transcription
Molecular function (GO): zinc ion binding
Source: RefSeq, a predicted model, not a curated record
AUGGGUACUGUCCCAACGUGUGUGAUUACUGAUCAAGACCCGGCUAUGAAGAUUGCUAUUGCUGAGGUUUUGUCAGAUUGCCGCCAUCGUUUCUGUAUGUGGCACUUUAUGACAAAGGUGAACGAGAAAAUUGGGCCCUACAUGGUAAAAGACGUAGGGUUCCGCAACAAACUGAACGAUAUUGUUUGGAAUGAAACCAUCAGUGUAAGCGAGUUCGAAGAGCAGUGGCAUUCGUUAAUGGAAAAGUACAAUCUAGCAACCCACCGUUGGUUUACCAAGCUGUAUACUGAAAGGGAGUUCUGGGUCCUUGCAUAUUUUAUAAAUCUUCCCAUGAGUGGGUUGUUGCGCACAACAUCCCGAUCUGAAGCAGAGAACAGUGUUUACGGGAAGUGUACCCGACCCCACUUCAGCUUGGUGGAGUUCUAUGUGCAAUUCGAGGGUGUACUGGAGACUCAGCGUUACAAGCAAUCUAAGUUGAACGCCGAGAGCGAGGAAAUUGAAGCUGGGUGUUUCUAUUGUCGAGUGGUGGGUAUCCGUGAGGAGGGGGAGGUCAUUACUUACAACAUAAGAGGAGAGUGCACCGCUACCUACACCGUGCAAUAUACCCCGGUAGGGAAUCAUGCAUCCUGUAGCUGCAAGCUAUUCGAGCUGUUGGGGUUAGUUUGUCGGCACAUGUUCUUGGUGUUCAAGGAUGCACAGGUUAAAAGCUUGCCGUUGGACUACGUCCUUCCACGUUGGUGUAAGCAGGUGGGAGCUGGUGUAUGCUGUGGGCAGUGUUGUGAUGUUCCUUCUCCGGAUUCUGGACCUAACCGGCUGUGGAAUGCAAUGCACCAAUGCGCUGCCUUGGUGGGCACCAACACGGAUCGGCAGACGCGGAUGCUGCAAGUAUUAGAAGAUUUGAAAGAGGAAUUUAUGAGUGAUGGUUCGAACGUUACCCCUGCAAAAGGUAACAAUGCUGCCAUCGUGGCUUUAUGUGGGGUUGCACCUCCGACAUCCAUCACCAUCAAGCCCCCGCCUCAAGCUAAAAACAAAGGGAUCGGUCGACGUAUUAAAAGCCAGCGGGAGUUAGCUGUUUUGAGCAGUGGUAAAAUAGGGCGUAAAUGCGGUGUGUGCGGCGAGUACGCCCGUCAUAACGCUCGUAGCUGUCCGUAUAAGUGA